UUUUUCCCGGUGAAUGCCGAUUGAUCGUUGAUGGCUCUGGCUAACGAAAUGCUGGACGAGUCAUGGGAGGCUUUGAACUUCAGUGUGCUGGGAAACUGGAGUCAGACUAACGAGUCCCUAAACAGGACAGAAACUGGACCCCCACCUUUCCUGACCGACGCCUGGCUUGUACCCCUGUUUUUUGCCCUCAUCAUGCUCGUAGGGCUGAUUGGAAAUUCUCUGGUUAUAUAUGUUAUCUCAAAGCACAGACAAAUGAGGACUGCCACCAACUUUUACAUAGCUAACCUGGCGUCUACGGACAUUAUGUUCUUAGUGUGCUGUGUGCCCUUUACUGCCACACUGUAUCCGAUGCCCAGCUGGGUAUUUGGCGACUUCAUGUGCAAAUUCGUGGCCUACUCUCAGCAGGUGACAGUGCAGGCCACAUGUAUCACUCUAACAGCAAUGAGCGCAGACCGCUGCUACGCCACGUUGUACCCCCUGAGGUCACUGCGGCAUCGCACCCCAAGGGUGGCCAUGAUUGUCAGUAUCUGUAUAUGGAUAGGAUCCCUUCUCCUGUCCACACCUAUCAUACCGUACCAGCGGAUCCAAAAAGGCUAUUGGUACGGGCCGCGCACUUAUUGCAUAGAGCAGUUUCCCACCGAUACGCUGAAGAAAGCGUGCAUCCUCUAUCAGUUUCUGGCGGUCUAUCUUCUGCCGCUGCUGACAAUAUGCCUCUGUUAUUCACUCAUGUUGAAGAGAGUUGGGCAGCCGGUGGUAGAACCCAUGGACAACAAUUAUCAGGUGCAACUGCUGUCUGAACGAACAAUUGCUAUGAGGAGUAAAAUUUCCAAGAUGGUUAUAGUGAUCGUCCUUCUUUUUACAAUUUGUUGGGGUCCAAUUCAGAUCUUCAGCCUCUUUCAGGGGUUCUACCCAGGCUUUCAAGCUAACUACGCAACCUACAAGAUCAAAACCUGGGCUAACUGCAUGUCCUAUGCCAACUCCUCCAUUAAUCCUAUUGUCUAUGGUUUUAUGGGAGCCAGCUUCCGAAAAUCUUUCAAGAAAGCAUUUCCUUUCAUGUUUCGGAGUAAAAUUAGGGAUGGGAGUAUCACUUCUGGAACAGUGAACAAUGAAAUGAAAUUUGUAGCUAUGGAUGCACCCAAUAAUGGGCUGAACUAAGCUGAGUGACCUCUAAUAUCUCUUAAUUUUAGCAGAGAGUUUCUGUGGAAGAAAUGGAAAAAAGAUGUUCUAAGUCCAAUCAGAUGUUCAUAAUGUGUCUAUUACAAAAGGAAGAUUUUCAACAUGAAUAGGAAAUAAAUUGAAAAUGCAGUUAGGCAGUUACACAUUUCAGAACAGCUCAAAGACUGUACACAUAAAACGUAAUAUUCCUAUACAUAUGUAGAAAAAGGAUCAUAAUCUAUUUUUUCAAAAGAUCUCUCUGUGGAACAUUCAGCUGCUUAGUGUGAGACAUCUCUAAAACCAUUUCAAUGAGGUUGUGUUAUGUUUGACCAUUACAAUAUGUGUUUCUCCAUGAUGUGCCUUGCCUCGGUUUGCAUCUUGUAAUGACGAGAAAGGGAAAAAAAAAGAGAAAAAGUACAAAUGAAUCUAACCGGAUGGCAUAUUGUGACCUGGAGACUGGUUCCUCUUGUUAGGAUACUCAAAUGUUGGGAGUCAGGUGGUCUUAGAAAACUCCAAGCAUGCUUGGGGAGAAGAGGGGUCUGGUUCUACCUAUAAACAGUGACCGGUGGACUCAGAAACAGAUUGCAGCCUUGGCCUAUACUGCCUUCAUUAAUUGACAUGGUGUAUGAGAAAUGAGUGUGUCCUGUCUAAAUAAUGUACACAUUGUAAAAUAAAUAAUUAUCAUUGUUCAAUGAAUAGUAACUGUA
Messenger RNA from Pelobates fuscus (common spadefoot toad), 1862 nucleotides. Its product is annotated as G-protein coupled receptor 54-like. The record is from RefSeq and is a predicted model, not a curated record. Bases 31 to 1155 code for a protein of 374 amino acids. Lineage: Eukaryota; Metazoa; Chordata; Amphibia; Anura; Pelobatidae. The transcript is spliced from 5 exons. Gene Ontology annotation, cellular component: plasma membrane. Gene Ontology annotation, molecular function: G protein-coupled peptide receptor activity. Gene Ontology annotation, biological process: neuropeptide signaling pathway.